AUGGAAAACUCCGCACCAUUGCCUCAGCCGCUCGAUUUAUCGCAUCAUUUCAGCUAUGUGACUAAGCUUCGUCAGGCCAGCGAAGUCAAGGACCUUUACAAAUACUUCAAGGCAAACACCGCAAAUUUGGCUGGGGGCUUGCCUCAUGUCUCGUAUUUUCCCUUCGAUACGCUUGAAGCCGGGGUUGCGCUCCCACAGCGUCUGGCCAGCCACCAGGAACAGACUUCGACCCGGGUCACUGUCCCCAAGGAAAGCGACACUGUCAACGUUAAGGAGAAGAUUGACCUGUCUACGGCGCUGCAGUACGGCACUGCCGAAGGGUACCCUCCCCUGUAUACGUUUCUGCGCCGGUUCGUGCGGGAGCACCUGCACCCCAACGUGCCGUAUGCAGAUGGACCCGAGAUCACGCUAUCCUGCGGAUCGACCGAUGGGUUCUCCAAGGUGAUCGAGGCGUUCGUCAAUCCCUGGAACCCGAAUCGGGACUGGAUCCGGGACCGCGAAGGGAUCCUGUGCGAGAAAUUCACGUACAUGAGCCCGUUUCAGUUGGCAAAGCCCAAGGGACUGAACAUCGUCGGCGUGCCCAUGGAUCACGAGGGCAUGCUCCCGUCGGGACUAGAGGAUGUGCUGGAGAACUGGGAUUUUCGCCAGGGACGGCGCCCUCACCUGAUGUACACUGUGACAAUGGGCCAGAAUCCUACCGGGGGCACGCUUUCCCUUGAACGCCGCCGAGCGAUCUACGCCUUGUGCCAAAAGUACGACGUGUUGAUCAUUGAAGACGACCCGUACUGGAACCUGCAGUACGGGCCGAGUAAUGUCAACUACAACGCGGAGGGUGUCUCAUCCGGGUAUGCAUUCCUCGACUCUCUCGUCCCGUCGUACCUGGCGGUCGACACCGAGGGCCGCGUGAUCCGCCUCGAUACCUUCAGCAAGACCAUCGCUCCGGGCUGUCGGCUGGGUUGGAUCACGGCCCAGCCGGCGGUGAUCGAGCGGCUUGUCCGCAUCACGGAGGUCUCGACGCAGCAGCCCUCCGGGUUUGUGCAGUCGCUUGUCGCAGAGUUGCUCAUAGGACAGUCCCGGUCUCAGUCUCAUUCUACAAGUGCUCGUGCCAGCAAAACAGCAGUAGAACAAGCCUGGCAUGUCGACGGCUGGGUGCGCUGGCUGGAGGGAUUACGGGAUGGGUACCACCAGCGCAUGCAGGCCAUGUGUGGAGCUCUCGAGAAGGGGAAGUACUUGAUUAGUGAAAACCAUGAGAGUAGUGGACAUGAAAGUACUACUACUGCUGCUGAUGAUGAAGAUGUUGCAUGGAACCUCGUCACCAAAACGCAGAUGUAUGAUUUCCACGCCCCCACAGCCGGGAUGUUCGUCUGGGUCGAGCUGUGUCUAUCUACGCAUCCGCUCGCCGGUCAAGUCGAGCUGCCGAAGCUCUCGCGCGCGCUCUGGUUCCACCUCACCCGUGCGCCUUUUGCAUGUCUCGUCGCGCCAGGCGAGCUGUUCGCUCCCUCGGCUUGGGCGCAAGCAGAUUCGUGGCGGUUCGUCCGGCUGUGUUUUGCGCCGAUGGCAUUUGAGGAUGUGGAGGCGCUUACACGCCGAUUCGUCGAUGGGUGUGCUGCUUUUUGGCAGAAGAAGGAUCCUUCGGAGGUGGAGGACGACAUCAAGUUGGCUUAG
Penicilliopsis zonata CBS 506.65 is the source of this 1665-nucleotide messenger RNA. RefSeq lists its product as hypothetical. The transcript has 3 exons. The coding region runs from base 1 to 1665 and encodes 554 amino acids. The record is from RefSeq and is a predicted model, not a curated record. Gene Ontology annotation, biological process: biosynthetic process. Lineage: Eukaryota; Fungi; Ascomycota; Eurotiomycetes; Eurotiales; Aspergillaceae. Gene Ontology annotation, molecular function: transaminase activity; pyridoxal phosphate binding.